AUGGCCCCUUCGCCGGCUCCGCAUGACAGGCCUUCGUUUGGCCUUGAAAGUGCUCCUCCGACAUCAUCAUCACCAACCGCCCAGAGGUCCGCCGCCGCGAUUCCCCCGCCUCCACCAACUGCCUCGGCAACACAGAAUGCAGCGGCGCCACCAACACGUUCUGACAGUGCCAGCCCGAGAGGGACCACUGCGGGUUCGAAUGCCCACAAAUCAUCGCCUCCCAGCGCAUCUCGAAACGCCGGAGGUCCCAAAAUUGUGGUCAAAAAAGAACCCGGGUCUCCCGAUUUGCCCACAACCAGACACAGACCGAAGAAGCUCGAUCUCUCCAAGGACUCAAACAUUGUGUCCCCGGCAACCGGGCGACCAUUGACGGCACGAGAGGGACUAGGGAUUCAAGAGGUUGGCCUUGCGUGCUUGUCGCCAGGCUUCGUCACGCAAGAUCCCGUCAUGAACGCAAAUGUGCAGCGCAGCAUGAAUGUCAGGGAGCAGCAGCGGCAGAUCAUUGAGGCGAGGUUACAGCAGCAAUCAGCCAAGGGCGACGGCCCUAAUAAGGACAAGGACGGAAGCCACUUUGCCGCGAAAACGCCCGGCCUCGCCCGUAAGCGCGGCGCGCCGCCCGGUCUGAGCAUUAUCGCACCCCCGCAUGAGCACUUUGCCAACGAAAGGGUAAUCCAGUCCGCGCCGCUAGGUCAGACGUUUACGGGCAUGCACAACCCGCACCCUCUUACGCGCCACAUUACCAAUCAACCCUCAAAACUCUCCAACACGUCGCACAUUCACCACGUACCCGCGACACAGACAAACAACCGCCUGCCCCCGAUCGCCGACGUCUUUGGGCAGAAUCUCUCAGGACACCCCGAUUCGAGCGGCCACGGCCUCUAUCCCGGCCAAAACCGCGGCCCCCUGGCAUCCCCGCACCACCCGCCAGCACCACCCCACCAGGCGCCUGCCCACCAGGCACCGACUCCGGGCAGGCCUAGGGAGUACAAGUCGGCCGAGGAGGCACAAGUAGAGCUGGCGGGCGGCAGACCGGAGCUCCUACCAAAGUUAGUACGCUACGGCGGGCACCAUCAACCCCCAACUCCGCCAUCGCCUCCACACCACGGGGGCGGCGGCGGCGGCGGCGGUGGUGGCUUCCCCCGGGACCAUCAUCGUGACCACAGACCACUCGCUGACCACGCGGCUACGGCCACCAGCCGAAGCGCGAGCAGCAGCAACAACAACAACAGCAACCACCUUAACCACCACCACCACCCACACCACCAAACCAAUAAUACUCAACCGCCGCCGCCGCCAUCAUCGUCGUCGUCAAUGAAGCGGAGACGCCACGAAUACGAAGAGGGUGGCAGCCCCCCACUGGGCAACGGCCGGCCCGCCGGGGUAAGGCGGACAAUGAUGUUUGGCGAGGGAGUCUUAGGCGGGAGAGACAGCAGGGACAGCCCCGAUUCGGCGCACGAAGCGAAUAAGAGGGAAACGUUUAUUAGGUUAUGCGGGGAGCUUUGGGAUUUGCUUCGCUCAUGA
This is a messenger RNA of Canariomyces notabilis, 1521 nucleotides long. RefSeq lists its product as uncharacterized. The coding region runs from base 1 to 1521 and encodes 506 amino acids. The record is from RefSeq and is a predicted model, not a curated record. The transcript is spliced from 2 exons. Lineage: Eukaryota; Fungi; Ascomycota; Sordariomycetes; Sordariales; Chaetomiaceae.